AUGGAGACUGUCUCUGCCGUUAACCAAACACUCCCAAUCUCCGGGGAUGAAACGGAGAAGUUCACCACAUACUCCUCCGCAGUCCACAAAGUCGUCGUCAUGAUCAACACCGGGAUUCUAGGAUUACUUCAGCUCACAAACCAAAAGUCCUCUGUUUUUGAAACGCAUAAAGCAGAAUUCCUCUGUUUCUGUGUUUUCGUUUUGCUCUACGCCGUUUUUCGCGUCCGUGAAGCCAUGGACGUGCGGCUACAACCAGGGUUAGUCCCGAGGCUCGUCGGAAACACGAGCCAUCUCUUCGGCGCUCUAGCCGCUCUCGUGCUCGUCUCUGUAGUUUGCUCGACCUUUGCUUUGGUCCUUCUUCUUCUCUGGCUUCUUUGGCUCUCCGCCGUUGUUUACAACACCUCAAGUGAAUUCUUGAUCUACUUGAAGGCAAACAAAUCCGGCGCCGGUUUACCUCAGUUGCCUCAGUUGCCGCCGGUUUGA
Molecule: messenger RNA, 483 nt
Organism: Thlaspi arvense
Lineage: Eukaryota; Viridiplantae; Streptophyta; Magnoliopsida; Brassicales; Brassicaceae
Source: the annotation of a GenBank genome assembly